Cucurbitaria berberidis CBS 394.84 is the source of this 876-nucleotide messenger RNA. Its product is annotated as Yip1-domain-containing protein. Bases 1 to 876 code for a protein of 291 amino acids. Gene Ontology annotation, biological process: endoplasmic reticulum to Golgi vesicle-mediated transport. The record is from RefSeq and is a predicted model, not a curated record. The transcript is spliced from 3 exons. NCBI's taxonomy places the organism in Eukaryota, Fungi, Ascomycota, Dothideomycetes, Pleosporales, Cucurbitariaceae. Gene Ontology annotation, cellular component: membrane; trans-Golgi network.
AUGAUGCCUAGUGCCGCGACUUCCAGCAACCCGUACGAUAGUGAUGCGGUGGAGCGUGACCUUAUUGACCCGGACGAUGCUACUCUCGAUGACCUGGACGAUCCCCUUCAGGGAACUUCGGACCGGGCGCCGCUGACGGGCAAUAUUCAACGCGGCAGUGCGAAUACGCAAUCGUACCUGACCUCCAGCAUCCCCGGUGAAGACCGCCGCGCGCCCACCAACACCAUCGACGAGACGGUAUGGGAGACCCUUUCUCGAGACAUUUUUGGCAUCUGGGAGAAGAUGAAGCAGGUGCUGUACCCCAAGUACCUGCUGGGCGGUAUGAUGCAGCGCGGUGGGGGGAUUGGAGCAGCAGAGCGUGGUGAAGCAAGCGGAUUUGGCGGCGGUCUUAGAGACAUUGCUGGCAGAUGGCCAGACGCGGAUGUCAUUCUGCAAGGCGGUAUGAGCGAGGGACUGAGAGACUGGGAUCUGUGGGGUCCGCUCAUCUUCUGCCUGCUGCUGAGUCUGUUCCUCUCGUGGGGAGCGAGGGGUAAGCAGAAGGACUUGGUCUUCGCAGGCGUCUUCUCCAUGGUCUGGAUAGGCGAGGCUGUAGUGACGCUGCAGAUCAAGCUGCUAGGAGGCAACAUCGCCUUCUUCCAGUCCGUCUCCAUCAUCGGGUACACGCUCUUCCCGCUCGUCAUUGCAUCGCUCCUCAGCGCCAUCGGCAUACCCGUCAUCGUCAGAGUGCCUGUCUACCUCGUCCUCAUAGUAUGGUCACUAGCAGCAGGCGUGAGCAUCAUGGGCGGCUCAGGAGUGGUGAGGAACCGUGUGGGCAUUGCAAUAUACCCUCUCUUUGUGUUCUACGUUGCGCUGGGUUGCCUUUGUUUUAUCAGCUAG